AUGUCAAUUUAUAAUAACGAUUCUCAACCACCUAGAAAAGGUCCUGGAAGACCUCGAAAGAUUUCUCAACCACCUCCAUCAUCAAAAUCUAUUAAUAUCGAAGAUUCUUCACAACCACGCAAAAGAUUAAGAAUAUCUUUUAAAAAUGAUAAAACAAAUGAACCUUUAGAAGAAUUUCGUAAAAAACUUAUUUAUGAAAGAGUUGAUGAACUUUCAAAAUUAGUUGACAAACAUGAUCUUCUACUCAGAGAAUUAUAUUUUCAUGAAACAAAUAAACCACUUGAAGAUUUUGAUCCUGAAAAAGUUAAACAUGAUAAUAGUAUACCCAUAGAAAAGUACAUAACAGAUCCUGAACUAUGGAUUAAUGCAAAUGAUUUAAUCUCCGACAUUAUUCAUGAAAAUUUUCCUGAAUUGUCUACUGAAAAAAAAAUUUCUCAUCAUCAUUCUCAUCAUCAAAGUACUUCACAUAAAUCUAAUAGCUCAAAACGUAACGCAACAUUAUCAUCCAACCAUAAUCAUAGAGUAUCCAGGUCUAGUUCUAGCAGAAAUUAUGAUUCAAAUUCUGCUCUUUACUCACCACCACCACCAUCAUCAUCAAAUUUAUCAUCUUAUUCUCUUCGUCGUAAUAAUUUCCAAGUUACUCGAAUUCCUCAAUUUCCUCAUUUUGAUGAAUUUUUGAAUUCUUUUGUCACCUUAGAUGAUGAUAAAGAUGUGACCAUAGCAGAGGCUGAUUCAAGAGCCCAAAAAGAUGCUGACACUUUGUGGCUUAUAUUUCAAUUAGAGAGAGAGGGAAGAUCACUAAAAAUUCCUCCACCUCAUCCAGAAAUUCCACAUGUAACAUCAAAUUGGGACAUGAUUUUAAAUAGUAUUGAAAAACGAUCAAAAAUGAUAAAGAAAUAUUCUAAUGAAAGGAAUC
Molecule: messenger RNA, 916 nt
Organism: Entrophospora candida
Lineage: Eukaryota; Fungi; Glomeromycota; Glomeromycetes; Entrophosporales; Entrophosporaceae
Source: the annotation of a GenBank genome assembly